AUGGCGGAAGGCGUCAUGGUGACGUACAACUACUCCGAUACCGGGGAACACGCGAACAUCCUGACUGUCUCCGCGUCCGGGAUAAAGUAUUCCAACCGCUGGGUGCUCACCCACGGGUCGAUCCUCUCACCGUUGAAACAGGCCAAGAUCAUCAAAGAGGCUCGUGGUAAACCCAUCUUGAAUGAUGAGUUCUACAACACACUGCCGGAGAUGUAUGUCACCUGUGAGAAGGGGGGGCAACUGGCUAACGUGUAUCAGGGAGUGGAGAGGCUCAGUCGCGAGAGAACUGCCCGUGAUGCUGAACUGGAACAUAGCAGCUAUCAGGCUAGGGUUGUUACUGGCAGGAUCUGCCACAUCUGGCAGUGCCCAAUCCUCGACAGGUGCGUGGACGACAUCCUUUACAGCUGGACGAUCGGGCAUCGCGACGGAGACGUGGAAAAACAGACGCAGUUGGGCAAAGCCUUGCUCUCAGUCUUCGUGCUUAUAGAUUUGGAGAGCGACAAUAAAGGUCUGAAGACUCUUCGUCCACUGUCAGAACUGCUCGACAUGGUGCGACCACCCCCCGAGCGAGGCACAAAUAUCGAAGUGCAUUCGACGCCGUUCGGAUGUGAGGUCUUCCUAAAUGCAGUAACUCGUGGUUCUGUUUGCGGCGUUGUCGGGAAACGUCCAGCCUUGCUCCUAACAGAUGCUGCUACGGCUCUUGGCUCGGAAGGUGGGCCCGUGUAUACUGCUGGUCCUACGAAAGAGUUAGUAGGCGUCGUGGUGUGCAGUGUGUCCUGGUGGAGGGGAGAGUGGGUCGGCUUGACCCUGACUGCUCCGUUGCGGUCGAUUCUGGCUGCGAAGCUGAGGGUCCCAGCGGACUGCGUCAUGCGCGCUGCUCCGUCUCCUUUGCUGCGAGAAAUUUUAGAUAACAUCGAUCGAGUGACAAUGCUGGUUCGAUGUGGUGCGUCGUGGGGGGCCGGUGUAUACCUUGGGGGCGGGUUCGUCCUCACUUGCGCUCAUGUCGUCAAGAAUCACGCGUCGAGCAAAGUAUCGCUGUACUGUCAGAACGUGAAAGAGACAGCUAUAGUCCGAUACAAGAGCGCGGAUGACAAAGCUUACGACCUCGCUCUGCUGUUUACGAAUCCGCAGUGCUGGACACACCUCUUGCCAGCUGGCUUCAGCGAUAGUCCAGUAAAGAAAGGAGAGUCCGUACUGGCUGCUGGCUAUCCAUAUUUCAACGAGAACAAUCUAGAAGGUUUGAAGCCCACCGUGACCUUCGGGCACGUCAAUAAUGUCUCUCCAUCCAUGAUACAGACCUCAUGCUGCAUCCAAUCUGGGUUCAGUGGUGGUCCGAUAUUCCGAGUGAACGGCAGCCGAACAGACGUGGUUGGUAUAAUCGUCAGCAAUACCAAGACCAAGGCCGGAGCGUGCUAUCCCUACAUCAACAUGGCGGUCCCCUCCACUGCCUUUCUCAAACUGAUUCAGAACUUCAUCUUGAACAGAGACGAGAAAAAGCUGUCCACGAUCGAGAACAAACGCGAGAUAGUGCAAUCGCAGUGGCGUCUCCUUCCCUACCGUUCCAAGAUCUAA
Messenger RNA from Leptosia nina, 1572 nucleotides. Lineage: Eukaryota; Metazoa; Arthropoda; Insecta; Lepidoptera; Pieridae. The record is from the annotation of a GenBank genome assembly.